AUGGCGAGCAUGGAAGCAAAGGACAUUGAAGAGCGCGGUAAACAACUGGCCAAAGCUGCAGUGGGCGGCGACCCUCCAGCAACUUUGCUCGCGCUUCUGGACGGACUCAAGGGAUGGACGGCCACGGAAAAGCUGUUGCGCCAGACCAAGAUCGGUGUGCACGUCAACAAGUUGCGCCAGAACCCCGACACCCAAGUCGCGCGAACCGCCACUACCCUCGUCAACAAAUGGAAGGGCGACGUCAAGAAAGCUCCUGCGACAGCUGCCUCCAGCGGCACAAACUCUCCUGCUCCGAACAAGUCCUCGCCCGCGCCUGCCGCUGCCAGCAAGCUAAAGGCCGAGCCGCAGGGCGACCUUGAGAAGCGCAACAGUCUGUCAGAUAAGAUCGAUACCGCCGUUACCGGCAACCAGACUCGCGACGCAUGCAUCAAGCUGAUGUACGAUGGCUUGGCCUUCAUGUCGCCUGAUGCUGCGCCAGAAAUCUUGAAAGUCGCUCGCUCUGUAGAGCUCGCUGCUUACAACGCCUACCAGCCCGAGGGCAGCCCCGAAUACCGUCAGCGCAUACGAUCCCUCUAUCAAAAUCUCAAAAACAAGUCCAACCCAAAGCUCCGUAGUCAGGUCCUUUCAGGCUUCAUCAAGCCUGAUCGCUUUGUGCGCAUGACACACGAGGAGUUGAAGAGUGACAAGCAACGCGCAGAGGAUGAGAAACUGCAAAAGGAAAACAUGGACAAGGCCAUGGUAGCCCAGGCUGAGAGGAGUAUCAGCGCCAGUCUGACCUGCGGCAAGUGCGGUCAGAAGAAGGUCAGUUACAGUCAGGCUCAGACGAGAUCUGCCGAUGAACCUAUGACCACCUUCUGUGAGUGUACCGUCUGCGGCAACAGAUGGAAGUUCUCCUGA
Aureobasidium pullulans EXF-150 is the source of this 897-nucleotide messenger RNA. RefSeq names its product transcription elongation factor. The record is from RefSeq and is a predicted model, not a curated record. Gene Ontology annotation, cellular component: nucleus. Lineage: Eukaryota; Fungi; Ascomycota; Dothideomycetes; Dothideales; Saccotheciaceae. The transcript is spliced from 2 exons. The coding region runs from base 1 to 897 and encodes 298 amino acids. Gene Ontology annotation, biological process: transcription antitermination; regulation of mRNA 3'-end processing; DNA-templated transcription. Gene Ontology annotation, molecular function: zinc ion binding; RNA polymerase II transcription regulatory region sequence-specific DNA binding.